AUGGAGACGAGUGUUGUGUCACGUGAAGAGGACGGAGUGACUGUGGAGCUGGUGUGGCGCGGUCCGGCGUGGCUCGGCGAGGGGCCACUCUGGCACCCUACCGAGGGCGCCCUCUACUAUUUGGACUGCAUCAGGCCAGAGCUGCACAGGCUCGACGUGGAGACGGGCGAGCACAAGAGCUGGAUGAUGCCGGCCCUCAUCGGCAGCAUUGCGCCGCGCGCCAAGGGUGGCCUGAUUGCCGCUCUCGGCAAGGGCCGUGCCGCGAUCACCUUCGACGACAAGUGGGAGAUCAACAUCGCCAUGGAGCAGGACAUCCUCGGCAACAUCGACCUCAGGCUCAACGACGGCAAGUGCGAUCGUCAGGGCAGGUUCUGGGUCGGGACUGUGGCCGCCGAUUUCGACCAGCCCGAUGGCUCCCUCUACCGCCUCGACCUCGACGGGUCCGUGCAUGAGAUGGAGCAGAAGAUCAAGGUCUCCAACGGUCUUGCGUGGUCGCUGGACAACAAGACGAUGUACUACACCGAUUCGCCCAACCGCGAGAUCUACACCUAUGACUUCGACGAGAAGACGGGCAACAUCUCGAACAGAAAGGUGUUUGCCACCAUUGCUCAGGACGCCGGUGUGCCCGACGGCUUGACCAUCGACAGCGAGGGUAACAUCUGGUCGGCUCACUGGGACGGCUACAGGGUUACCAAGUACAGGCCCGAUGGCUCGGUUGACAGGGUGAUCAAGAUGCCCGCUCAGAGGCCCACGUCGUGCAUGUUCGGCGGCAAGAACCUCGAUGUGCUCUACGUCACGUCCGCCUCGCGCGACAUUGGCGAGACCGAGUCGCUCAAGGGCGAGCUGGACGGCGCCCUCUUCGCCAAGGGCUUGCCCGAGACCGCCUUCCUCGGCUAA
This is a messenger RNA of Acanthamoeba castellanii str. Neff, 897 nucleotides long. Its product is annotated as SMP30/CGR1 family protein. The record is from RefSeq and is a predicted model, not a curated record. NCBI's taxonomy places the organism in Eukaryota, Discosea, Longamoebia, Acanthamoebidae. Gene Ontology annotation, biological process: L-ascorbic acid biosynthetic process. Gene Ontology annotation, molecular function: gluconolactonase activity; calcium ion binding. Bases 1 to 897 code for a protein of 298 amino acids. The transcript is spliced from 8 exons.